Messenger RNA from Schistocerca piceifrons (Central American locust), 5514 nucleotides. RefSeq lists its product as uncharacterized. The record is from RefSeq and is a predicted model, not a curated record. Gene Ontology annotation, biological process: response to oxidative stress. Gene Ontology annotation, molecular function: heme binding; peroxidase activity. The coding region runs from base 314 to 4558 and encodes 1414 amino acids. The transcript is spliced from 26 exons. Lineage: Eukaryota; Metazoa; Arthropoda; Insecta; Orthoptera; Acrididae.
CUUCCACCGGCCGGUGACAUGACUACUCUUCACUAGCCAGCCGACGGUCAGACGCUGCCGCAGCCGCCGCCUUCACAAAUCGAGGUCAGCGGGAAACCGAGUGACUCGUGGGUCCGCGCGCGUUUCUCUGCGUUAUCGCUCCGGCGCGGCGUCCACUCUCGCAGUCUGGUGUCGGUGGCUCGACAGGAAAAGUUUCUUGCCCGCGGGACUUGCGCGACUAUUUCCACCCCUUUUCUUUUCCCGGCUACCACUUCGCCUACUUCGGACGUCGCCGAAGAAGUCUUCAUCGUCCUUCCUGCCGACGACGCGGGAAAUGAAGUCCGCGGCACUUCUCAGUUUUUUGGGGGCGCUACUCGUGCUGCCAAAGUCGAGUGAAGCUUUCCGAGAUGGCUCUCCGCAGCUGUUUAACAUCACUGACUACCUGUCAUCGAUAUCGGACUCACGGCUGCGAGCAAGAGCAGAAGCUGCGCUGAUUGCAGAGCAGCACACCAAGUCACCUGAAUGGCUGGGAGAGUUGGCUGGCUGCCCAUCACCGCCCCGCUGCCCACCCAGCAGGUACCGUGCACAGGCUGGCCUCUGCAACAAUGUGCGCCGACCACUGUGGGGCGCUGCGGGUACACCCUUCCUCAGGCUCGCGCCGCCUGGUUACACUGAUGGUCUCAGUGGUACACCACAGCCUCCUGGUCUGCCGCCACCACAGAUGGCAGCAGCAGCACUGACCAAACUACAGGCUGGUGUGAACGAGCAUAGCUAUGUCACAGGUCUCGCUGCUGUGUGGGGUGACAUGCUAGCCCACGAUCUAGCAGCCACCAUCAACAUUAAUUCAGUGGACUGCUGUACUCACAAUCACCCUGAGUGCUACCCAGAGAGGAGCAAUAAAACGUGCAAUGCCUAUAUGAGGUCAUUGCCAUCGAUUUCAGAUGACUGUAAACUAGAGGUACGAGAGCAGAUGAAUGCAGUGACAGCUUUCCUGGAUGGUUCAGCUGUAUAUGAUGAGCUGGGACCAUCUUAUCGCAAAAUGGAAGAGGGAAGGGUUGACGUAGAUGCAUGUUCAAGGUGCCAAGAGAAAUCUGCAUUAGGGGCUCUUUAUUCUGUACUUCUUCAAGAGCAUAACAAUGUAGCAUCCAAACUUGCUGCCUUAAACAGCCAUUGGUCAGAUGAAACUGUAUUCCAAGAAGCUCGUCGAAUUGUUGUGGCUGAGAUUCAACACAUAACUUUCAAUGAAUUUUUACCAACAGUCCUGGGACAGGUUGUAUCCCAGAGGCCGGAACUGAAACUUAAAGAACAAGGGUAUUUUACAAGUUAUUCAAGCUCAAAUCAUGCUGGAACAAUCAACAGUGUGGCAACAACAGCACUCCAAAUUUUCCGUUUCAUGGUACCUGAAUCACUGAUGGACAGCAAAAAUGUAUCAAAAGAUAGUUCAGAACCUGUGAUACAGAAGUUACUGAAUACACCAGCAUCCAUUCCAUUGGCACAUACACCAUCUACCUCUACAUCAAACUGGAAUGUAGCAUCCCUUUUGAUUCAUAGAGGUCGUGAUCACGGGCUUCCACCAUAUGUGCAAUGGCUUAAGCUGUGUCCUAUGUCAUCUGACCAUAGCAGACAAACGCACAACAUUCCAGAAGAGAGUCUUAGUGUCCUUAAAAAAAUCUACAGUGAUCCAGGCUCGAUAGAUCUGUUUGUCGGUGGUGUGCUGGAGACAGAACUUGAUGGGGCCAUUGUUGGCCCCACCUUCACCUGCCUAUUGGCUCACCAGUUUGCGUUAGUACGAAAUAGUGAUCGCUUCUGGUAUGAGAAUGAUCUCCCUCCCUCAUCAUUCAGCAAAAAACAACUACAGGAACUCAGAAAAGUCACUCUUGCUGGCUUGCUGUGUGCUAACAUGCCAACUCUUGAACAGGUACAGUCACGGGUGUUUAUUCAAGAGGACCCAUAUCUGAAUGUACGGAUUUCAUGUGAACUGCAACCAAGUCUUGACUUGUCUGCCUGGCUUGAUGAUGAAGUAAUAAGUUCACGUGAUAUUAAAAUGAAAGCUGUUGAACUGUUCCCAACAGACUUAUUAAUGCAAGCUAUGGAGAAAGCAGAGGAAUACCGCACAGAGCGUCAACAGAAGGAAUAUGAAUUUUGGAAGAAAAAUGGAGGAGCAGAUCCAAAGUCUCCUGUGGGUACAGCUGCUGCAUUCAGUAAAGCCAAUAAAUACUCUCUUCAUUUAGCUAACACAUCAAUAUUGCUGGAAUUUGCAUCUGAAGAAAUUCUUAAUUCAUUGCAGAGACUACGAAGAAGUCGCCGACAGGCUCUGUUCGAUGCUGUAAGAGAUGAUAUCCUAGGCUUCUCUGCAGAUUUAGGAGAUGAUUUUGUCACAAAUGGUCUGCAGAGUAUAGACAUCAGGCCAUUCAUACCAGCUGGAGAAUAUUCACCAGACUGUGAUUCACCAGAAGACCGAGCUCCAUGUGAUCCAGCAUACCCAUACCGCAGCAUCACUGGCAGGUGCAACAAUCUGCGAAACCCUAAUCUCGGCAAGAGCACUAGCACAUUUGCUCGCCUUUUACCUGCAGCCUAUGAGAAUGCAAUAGCGAGACCACGGCUGAGCUCGGUGUCAGGGGGUCCAUUGCCUUCUCCACGCCUCAUAUCCACUACAAUUCAUGUUGAUAUCAGCAAUCUACAUAAUCGGUACAGCCUAAUGUUGAUGCAGUUUGCACAGUUCCUUGACCAUGAUCUUACAUUCACUCCAGUUCACAGAGGGUUCUUCACUUCAAUUCCUGAUUGCCGUUCAUGCAAUUCACCAAAUACAGUGCAUCCUGAGUGCAUGCCUAUUCCAAUCCCCAGGCAUGACCAUUUCUAUCCACAAGUGAACCAGACGACUGGAGAACCAGUGUGCUUGCCAUUCAUGCGCUCUUUACCUGGACAACAGCACCUUGGACCAAGAGACCAGAUUAAUCAGAACUCAGCAUUCUUGGAUGCCUCUCAAAUUUAUGGAGAACACACAUGCUUGGCAAGACAACUAAGAUCUUUUGGUGGACGUUUGAAUGUGACACAACAUCCAGUGCAAGGAAAGGAUCUUCUCCCUAAUUCACCUGUACAUCCGGAGUGCAAGGCUCCUUCUGGAUACUGUUUCAUAGCAGGUGAUGGACGUGCCAGCGAACAGCCAGCUUUAACAGCUAUUCACACAAUAUUCAUGAGAGAGCACAACAGCAUAGCCAGGGCACUUUCUGCCGUGAAUCCACAUUGGGAUGAUGAACGUCUAUACCAGCAUGGCAGACGAAUCCUCACAGCAGCUUUGCAGCACAUAACCUACAAUGAAUUUCUUCCAAGACUGUUAGGAUGGAGUGCUGUGAACCUAUAUGAACUAAAACUGCAGCCUCAGGGAUUCUAUAAAGGAUAUAGUGCUUCUUGUAAUCCAAGCAUAGUUAAUGAGUUUGCCACUGCAGCUUUUCGAAUUGGGCACAGUCUUUUACGGCCACAUAUUCCUCGAUUUGGCCCAAAUUACCAGGCAAUUGAUCCUCCUAUAUUGUUACGAAAUGGCUUUUUCAAUCCCGACAUGAUUUACCAGGCUAACAUCAUUGAUGAAAUCAUAAGAGGCCUUGCAUCAACACCUAUGGAAAAUCUGGACCAGUUUAUGACAGGAGAAAUCACAAACCACCUGUUUGAGGAUAGGCAUAUCCCAUUCUCAGGGGUUGAUCUUAUAGCACUCAAUAUACAAAGAGGUCGUGACCAUGCUAUACGCCCAUACAAUGACUACCGUGCACUGUGUAAUUUAAAAAGAGCUUCUAGUUUUGAGGAUCUUUCAAGGGAAAUCCCAGCUGAAGUUAUUACCAGAUUGAAACGCUUGUAUCCUACAGUAGAUGAUAUAGAUCUCUUUCCUGGAGGAAUGAGUGAAAGACCCGUGCAAGGAGGAUUAGUUGGACCAACUUUUGCUUGCAUUAUUGGGAUUCAGUUCCGACAGUUGCGAAAGUGUGAUAGAUUCUGGUAUGAAAAUGAUGACCCAGUUUUGAAAUUCACAGAAGCACAGCUGGCUCAGAUUCGAAAGAUCACAUUAUCUAAAAUUUUAUGUGAUAACUUGGAUCACCCAGGUGAAAUGCAGCGAUCUGCAUUUGAUCAGCCAAGCUCAUUUUUGAAUCCCCGAGUACCAUGCCAUUCACUACCAGCCAUAGAUUUUAAUGCCUGGAGAGAGACACGCCAUGGCUGUCAGAUGGGUGGACGAACAUUUGCUCUUGGAGAAACAAUUUUCCCUUCUCCUUGCACAAGCUGCAUCUGCACAUCGGAAGGUGCACAGUGUGCUUCGCUGAGGAUAUCGGACUGCAGUCAGCUUGUGCGAGAUUCAGGCCGCGAUGCAGUGUUUCGUGACGAUGUAUGCACAGCACAGUGUGGAUUCCUGCUUCAAGUACCUGAUGGCGACUCACCUGCUGCACCAUUGCCAUCGAGAGCAAGAGAACUUUCUGUACCCAUAGGUCUUUUGCCACCCCCUCCUAGGCAGAGACCUAGGCCACGACCGAGAUCACCACGUCCAGCACCUCUUGGAGUAGCAUUUAAACUGCCUGACCUAUCAAGUUUUGUUGGCUGAGUGCUGUAUUUCAGAAUCCAAGAAUGAUAUCUUGUAUUUCUGAUGCGGUGAAAAGUGAAAAUGAUCUCCCACAAAGGUUCUGACACCAUAUCAGAAACAAUUGUUGCUGUCAAAUCAGAAAGUGAUGAGGAUAACCUCUUUCACACUACAAAAACAGUUCAAACUAACAACAAUAAUGAUAUUACAGUGCCAUUCAUGACAUGCUGUGUGUACAAAAUAUUGUACGUACAUUGCAACCGUUUUUGUUUCAUCCUCCAACAUAGUUAAAGGCACAAUAAGCAUUGUAAAUGGCAUCUCAUAUACUGUAAGAGACUGACGUUUUUCGUACUCUUUCUCAUUAUGAUAAGAAAGAUAUGUUUGCUAUUCCACAGAUACAGAUGAUACUGGCCUAAAAUUACUUGUCGAUACCAAAGCCAAUUGUAAAGCUUGUUAUGUGAACAUUCAGUUUAAGGAUCUAUGUGUAAAACUUUAACACUAGCCAGUUCCUCAAGUAACAAAGAAAGACUUGAAAACUCCUGAAAUGUUAUGAGAGACCCCUCCCCCCUCCCCCUUCCCCAGUCUGACAAUAGUUAUACAUAACCUACAGAACUGAAAGGAACAAAGUAUUACAGUUGAAACUUGGAAGUUUUGUGUGUGCACUGUGCAAUAAUGUCCCACUGUUUAAAUAAUGUCAAAAGAUGGUCACAAAAGUGUCAAAAACAAAACUAAGUGGCCUCAUGAUUUCAUACCUUCAGCAUGAUGGGUUUCCAAAUGUAGAAAAUUUAUUCUCACAUAUAUAUAGGAACCUGCUGCACACAAAAAAGUUUAAGUGUGAAUGAAUGAUAUUGUAAGUGAUACAAUCAUGUUUAAAUCUUAUUAUUGUCAAAUGAGUAAAUUUCUAGAACGAGUGUCUUCUUGUUAAGCAUGAAAGUGUGUUAGCCAGUAAGCUAUGUUUAAAGCAAAUACAUACAUAUGAC